Messenger RNA from Echinostoma caproni, 667 nucleotides. Lineage: Eukaryota; Metazoa; Platyhelminthes; Trematoda; Plagiorchiida; Echinostomatidae. The record is from the annotation of a GenBank genome assembly.
AUCCAUUAUUUUACAAGCUGAGAGUGAAUUGGAACGCGAUGAGGUCCCGUCACCUCAUACCAUAUCGACGGGCACCGCUCAGCUCGUUCGAGAUUCGCCGGUCGAUUGGUCAGCCAGUUGUUUGCCGCCGGUUCGUUUCGACCUGACUCCCAUUCCCGAGCUUAAUCCGGUGCGGAAUGCUGCCUUAAUUUGUCCGCAUCGCACGGAAGCGGUACAGGACACACCAAAAGACGCAAAUGCAGCCUCUGGAUCGACGCCAGCGGUCCCCGAUGUGGUCCUUGUCCCAGAAGAUCUACCGGAACCCCUUGAGAUGGCAUUUCUGGGUGCUGUUGAAUUGCCCCAUGCAUUCGAAUCCAUGGAUCCGAUCAAAUUGAACGAUUUGUUCAGCUACGUUCUGUCCUGUCGUUCCGCUUCCGCCUCGCCCGAACCGCUUACGCAAACGAUACUACUCACAAAGACUGACCUAUGGCUUCUCAGUCGGAAUCAUUCGAUCGAUGCGGAAACAGUGGAGGAAGCGCAUCAGACUACGGGGCCAGAUCCGAUGUACGGAGAUGUGCUUGUUCGUAUUCCAUUUCACCAACUCACUUCAUGGCUCAUCUAUCCAGAAAAUCCCCGGUACGUUCGUUGCUGGCGUUUUGAUGCUUGUUCGGUGAAGUCCGUCCGGUGA